AUGGCCAACGUUCAAGACGCAAUAUCAACUCUUGACAUGGCUGGGAGACAACAUAAUACGAGGCGUAUACCUGAGGCUUUUUCUGAGAGACAAGUUGGCCAGGUUUUGGCCAUAGAAGAUUCCAAAGUUUAUAAAAGUUUUAAACCGUUACGUGUUGUUAUGGCAAUAUUUGGACUUUACCACGAGAGAAAGAGUGGCACCCAAAUUCACGAUGUCUCGGCGAAGAGGGGCGAACCAGGGAAGCAGAAAGUGUCCGCUUUACAAGUUUACAGUUUCAUUGCUGUGUCCUAUAUGUGGGUACAUUUCAUAGCACGUGGACUGGUUGCAUUUGAUGGCAAUGAGAGUGUAGCAAACUCAGAACUUUAUUAUAAAAUUAUGCUUGCGGUUUGGUACUUGAUUUGCGCUCUUCAAGCUACGUUCUGUUACUGUGCUUGUCAUUACAACGACCGGUUACCAGCGAUCUGGAGGGAAUGCGCCCGGUUGGAAACAGAUCUUCCUAGCGUCAUGGAGGCAAUAAAACUCGAUCUAAAGACAAAAAUUGCAGCAGCAUUUGUGGUAUUUUAUAAUGCCAUUAACAUUGUUUAUAUGGUUUACUUAAUGGCAAAUGAAUUAACGCCGGUAUUUCUCUAUCCUCCGUUUCACUACGUUGUGAAUGUCACAGUCCCCAGCACCGAGGUUACUAUACUGAAUGUAUUUGUGGCAUUUAGUGCAUUUUACACGGGUCUGGCUGCUUUUGUGCCAUAUGUCAUUAACAUAUUAUUCUGUAUUCUGUUUUACACCCUGUUUAAGGCAUUCAACGAUGAAUUUAAAGAGGAAGUACAACAAGCACUUGUUACAGGUGAGCCUCUCCGUGUGGAGUUCCACCGUCGCCGUCAUCUGAAACUUUGUAAAUUAUUCGACAUUGCCGAUAGGAUGUUCAGCUUUUUUCUGGCCUACGUUUUGGUUUUAAAUACAGGACUUUGUUGCCUCAUAUGCUACAUGUUGAUUUAUCAUUUGGACGAGGUGGCCGGUACACCCCUUGACAUAUUGGUAAUGGCAUCUUGGGUAGUGCAGGUCGUAAUGCAACUGGGCGUCGUUUCCAUUGGGGCAAUAGUUAACGAUCAGGCACAUUCCCCACUCUUGGAGCUCAACGAGGCUCAGUUGGACAUCAUACCCGAUAACCAGUUGAUUCCGUUUCAGAUGUUCUUGAACAAGCUUAGUGUAACUCCAAUAGGAUUUAGUGCACUGGGGAUGUUUACAAUGGAUAAACCUACCAUUUUGACGAUAAUCGGCAUGUUCCUGACUUACUUCUUUUUGAUGAUCCAGUUUAAACCAUCAGAUGUCACUGUGCCCUGUGCUGGGAAUUUUACGGCCACUUGACCAGAAAUUAGAAAUAGCAAUACUAUAUUAAUGGGACUCACAAAAAUUGGAAACCCACGAGACAUUUAGAGGAUAUCAGAUGGAAUGAAAUAAUGCUUGAAUGCUUCACAAUUGUAGUUCUGUUUUAUUGCAAGCUACAAACAAGUGAAAUAUAUUUUGGAGAAUUCAUUGUCACAACAUUUCAUUAUGGUUACAAUAUUAUAAGUUACCAUAUUCUGCUCGUUGUAAUUAAUGUAACUAUUAAUAAAAUACAAUAGCUUAGCUAGUGGAUAGUGACUAGUGUCUAGAAUGAGAGGAGAGAUGAC
Molecule: messenger RNA, 1664 nt
Organism: Lingula anatina
Lineage: Eukaryota; Metazoa; Brachiopoda; Lingulata; Lingulida; Lingulidae
Biological process (GO): sensory perception of taste
Cellular component (GO): membrane
Source: RefSeq, a predicted model, not a curated record